GUGGUUCGUGCGCAGGCGCAGUCAGCGUGGGGUACCGAGGAGGCGAGUGUGUGGAAAAUGAGUGGAGGGAGGCUGUUAUCUGAUGCUAGUUUGACUCUCUAUCACCAUGAAAGUCCUUCUGGUUCCACUCAGGUCUCUCCUCUGUCUGUUUUAAAGUGGUACCGGACAGCUGUAGGGGGUCUCUGCUGACUCUGGGGGACUUUACAGACCUUUAAAGGACUCUGAUCGGAGGCGGACUCACCGAGAGAGAGAGGGAGCCGUUAGUUUUCAGGAUGCCGCGGGACAACAAGACCCCUCUGAUCCAGAAGGUCGCCAAGCAGGCCCACAUCACCUUUAAGGGCUUUAAGUCAGAGACCAACGGGGACAACAACCUGGACCCGGACAGACACUCGGAACUGGUCUCUUUGGUGACCGCCAUCAGAGCCGCGGACCUCAAAAUCCAGCCCCGGAAACCCAAAGCCAGCCCCGGGGCAGCGGGGCCCCAGAACCCCCCGGUCACCUACAUGCACAUCUGUGAGACCGAGGUGUUCAGCAUGGGGGUCUUCCUGCUGAGAGCUGGGGCGUCCAUCCCCCUCCACGACCACCCGGGCAUGAACGGGAUGCUGAAGGUUCUGUACGGGAAGGUGAGCGUCCGCUGCUUUGACAGGCUGGAGGAUCACCUGUCUGUCCCCCUGCCUGAGUUUGACCCUCCCCUCGCCCCUCCUCAGACGGCGUCUGUGCGGCGCUCCGUGCUCAGCUCGGUGGCCGAGUACUCGGAGAGCAGCGGGCCGUGCCUCCUCACUCCUCUGAGGGAUAACCUUCAUCAGAUCGACGCCGUAGAGGGACCCGCCGCCUUCUUAGACAUCCUGGCUCCUCCUUACAAUCCAGACGACGGGCGGGACUGUCACUACUACAGAGUCCUGCACACUGUGGGUGAGGAGGAGGCAGGGGGGAGGAGGAGAGAGGAGGAGAGGGAGGAAGAGGAGAGGGAGGAGAUGUGGCUGCUGGAGGUCCCUCAGCCUGAGGACUUCUGGUGUGGAGGCGAGGCGUACCCCGGUCCUGCAGUCUCUGUCUGAUCACUGCGGACCGACAGCAAUAACAUGAGUUCAUCCAUCCACAGGGGGGCGCUCUGUCCUGCCCCGCCCCCCCAAGGAGAGUCACAACACCUGGAUUCCCACAGUGGGUGGGCCCACCUUCAGGACUCUACAGCAGAGCAGCAGCUGGUGCUUCAAGGACCACUUCCACAAACACUGGCUGAGUCUGAGACACUGAAACUGUACAGGGUUCUGUCAUCACAGGGGAACCGUUCUGUCAUCACAGAGGAACCAUUCUGUCAUCACAGAGGAACCGUUCUGUCAUCACAGAGGAACCAUUCUGUCAUCACAGAGGAACCGUUCUGUCAUCACAGGGGAACCGUUCUGUCAUCACAGGGGAACCAUUCUGUCAUCACAGAGGAACCGUUCUGUCAUCACAGAGGAACCGUUCUGUCAUCACAGGGGAACCGUUCUGUCAUCACAGAGGAACCAUUCUGUCAUCACAGAGGAACCGUUCUGUCAUCACAGAGGAACCAUUCUGUCAUCACAGAGGAACCGUUCUGUCAUCACAGGGGAACCGUUCUGUCAUCACAGAGGAACCAUUCUGUCAUCACAGAGGAACCGUUCUGUCAUCACAGAGGAACCAUUCUGUCAUCACAGAGGAACCGUUCUGUCAUCACAGAGGAACCGUUCUGUCAUCACAGAGGAACCAUUCUGUCAUCACAGGGGAACCGUUCUGUCAUCACAGAGGAACCGUUCUGUCAUCACAGAGGAACCGUUCUGUCAUCACAGAGGAACCGUUCUAUCAUUAACCAGGAACCAUUCUGUCAUCACAGAGGAACCGUUCUGUCAUUAACCAGGAACCCUUCUGUCAUCACAGAGGAACGGUUCUGUCAUCACAGAGGAACGGUUCUGUCAUCACAGAGGAACCGUUCUAUCCUUAACCAGGAACCCUUCUGUCAUCACAGAGGAACUGUUCUGUCAUCACAGAGGAACAAUUCUGUCAUCACAGAGGAACCGUUCUAUCAUUAACCAGGAACCGUUCUGACAUCACAGAGGAACCGUUCUAUCAUCACAGAGGAACCGUUCUAUCAUUAACCAGGAAAGUUCUGACAUCACAGAGGAACUGUUCUGUCAUCACAGAGGAACCGUUCUGUCAUCACAGAGGAACUGUUCUGACAUCACAGAGGAACCGUUCUGUCAUCACAGAGGAACUGUUCUGACAUCACAGAGGAACCGUUCUGUCAUCACAGAGGAACUGUUCUGUCAUCACAGAGGAACCGUUCUGUCAUCACAGAGGAACUGUUCUGUCAUCACAGAGGAACCGUUCUGUCAUCACAGAGGAACCGUUCUGUCAUCACAGAGGAACCAUUCUGUCAUCACAGAGGAACCGUUCUGUCAUCACAGAGGAACUGUUCUGUCAUCACAGAGGAACUGUUCUGUCAUCACAGAGGAACCGUUCUGUCAUCACAGAGGAACUGUUCUGACAUCACAGAGGAACCGUUCUGUCAUCACAGAGGAACUGUUCUGUCAUCACAGAGGAACCAUUCUGUCAUCACAGAGGAACCGUUCUAUCAUUAACCAGGAACCCUUCUGUCAUCACAGAGGAACUGUUCUGUCAUCACAGAGGAACCGUUCUGUCAUCACAGAGGAACUGUUCUGUCAUCACAGAGGAACCGUUCUGUCAUCACAGAGGAACCGUUCUGUCAUCACAGAGGAACUGUUCUGUCAUCACAGAGGAACCGUUCUAUCAUUAACAAGGAAAGUUCUGACAUCACAGAGGAACUGUUCUCUAAUCACUGAGGAACUGUUCUAAGGAACCGUUCUGUCAGCUGUACUUUAUAAGUCUGUCUGUGAUGCUUCCAGCUCCACGCUUCUCAGUGUGUUCCUCUCUUUACCUCCAGACAUCAGCUGACUGUCGUCCUUGGUUUUCAGUGGUUCCCUUUAGAACAGUUCUAACAGUCAUGGAGUCAGAGAGCAGUUAGUCAUAAAUGUUUAAAAGUCCGUUAUACCAAUUCAAAGUUACCGCCAUGCAGGGACUGACAUAGAUCUGUGGAUCUGGACCCUGGACUGAGUCGCUGUGAGUCCGGCCCUGCUGUGAGCUGCCUGGUGUGUGAAUGUUGAAUGUAAAGCUCUCAGAGUGCCUCCUCUGCACACCUUUCUUUUCUAAGUGCACACUCUUCAUUAAUCGACUUUAUGUUUGUGUUGAACUCGUUCCAGCCUCGCCUCAGGUCUGACCCUCUAAAACCUUCACCCUGGUCCUGACAGGAUUCAGUCUAAUCCACCAGCAGGUGAACAUUGAGUGUCUCCAGUGAGGUUUCUUUAGAAGGACACGGUCUGCAGGCUGUGAUCCACUGGAGAACCAUCACUCACUCUCUGUAACUUCUGCAGGUUGACUGGUUUUAGUAAGCCCUGCGUCUGAGAGGUGAUGAAGCUGAGGUUCAGCUCCUCCUCUUCCUCUUCCUCUUCCUCAUCACCUGUUUGUUUUUUACUUCCUGUAAAUAACCUGAGUGAUGUGAGGCCUCGCCUUUAAAGCCAGCACACGCUGCACAAUCUGACUGUGUGGAACCUCUGAAGCUAACACACUGUGUUCUUUAUUAACUCUACCUGUUGGCCUUAUAUAUCAGACCCUCGUCUGUGACAAUGAUUGUUAUCUGAUCAUGCUGAAUGUAUGUACAACAAUAAACACAUGUGGAUGAUA
Molecule: messenger RNA, 3714 nt
Organism: Notolabrus celidotus (New Zealand spotty)
Lineage: Eukaryota; Metazoa; Chordata; Actinopteri; Labriformes; Labridae
Gene: adoa
Product: 2-aminoethanethiol (cysteamine) dioxygenase a
Exons: 2
Coding region: 273-1055 (260 amino acids)
Cellular component (GO): mitochondrion
Molecular function (GO): oxidoreductase activity, acting on single donors with incorporation of molecular oxygen, incorporation of two atoms of oxygen
Source: RefSeq, a predicted model, not a curated record